UUUUCUUUAUUAAAGCCAGCACCAGCUCACUCACCAAUAAUUAUAUUCAUCUAAUCACAAUUUCCCGGCAAUUCCCUGCUAUAUCCCUUUCACUCUCUCUAACCUACUCUUAUCUUCCUCUUCCUCUUCCUCUUCUUCAUGAUCUUCUUCUUCUUCAUUCUCUCUGAAACUCCAUCGAUCUAAACCAAACAUGGGAUCCAGCGGCGGCGGCUGCUGCCAGUGCUGCUUCAGCUUCAUCUUCACCGUCGGCCUCACCGCGCUCUUCAUGUGGCUCAGCCUACGCACCUCCAAACCCAGCUGCUCCAUCCAGUACUUUUACCUCCCUGCCCUCAACAAAACCCUAAACGACACCGGAAACAAAACCCUCUACGUUUCCCUCUGGUUAAUAAACGGCAACAAGGACAAGGGCAUUUACUACGAUAACGUCAACCUCACCUUCAGCCUCCCCAACACCCCCAACACCAGCAAGCAAGUAGUAGUAGGAAACGCAAACGUAACCAAGUUCUACCAGGGCCACAAGAAGAAGGCCCUCAAGAAGGUGGAGUUGGGGUCCGAUAAGCUCAACUGGACGGCGGUUAAUGGAUCGGUUUAUCCCAACGGGUCGACUCAUUUACGGGUGGAUUUGGAGACGAGGGUGAGGUUCAAGAUCAUAUUUUGGAGGACCAAGAGGCAUAGGUUGAUGGUUGGGGCGGAUGUGGAGGUCAACGCUUCGGGGACCAAAGUCAACAAGAAGGAUGUUAAGCUUUCUGCCGCAGAUCAUCAGCUUGCUUCUUAUUCUGGGCAGCUCUGGGUUUUGCUCAAUUUCUUGGUCUUCAUUUUGCUCAAUCCUUGGUGAUUUUUCUUUUUUGGUAAUAUUCGACUUGAAUUUUUUUCCCAAGAAGUAUCUCUCUGCUUUUAGUUUAGGAAGACACUGUUGCUAAUUGCUUGUAGGCAGAAGAUUUUCUAGGUAAAAAUAGCAGAUUCUUGAAAUGCGAUUUUCAAUUUUUGGUGGCAAAGUAUUUGGCUUAUAUUUUUUAUA
Rosa rugosa (rugosa rose) is the source of this 1018-nucleotide messenger RNA. RefSeq names its product protein NDR1-like. Lineage: Eukaryota; Viridiplantae; Streptophyta; Magnoliopsida; Rosales; Rosaceae. The record is from RefSeq and is a predicted model, not a curated record. The coding region runs from base 191 to 835 and encodes 214 amino acids. The transcript has a single exon. Gene Ontology annotation, biological process: defense response to other organism.